AUAGACUUAGUCCCAUCAAUCAUGAGUAAUUUGCUGAAUCCAGAUGCCAUCUUUUCCAACAAUGAAAUGAGUCUUUCAGACAUAGAAAUCUACGGCUUUGAUUAUGACUACACUUUGGUCUUCUAUUCCAAGCAUUUGCAUACGUUGAUUUUUAAUGCUGCCCGGGACCUUUUGAUCAAUGAACAUCGGUAUCCUGCAGAAAUCCGAAAGUAUGACUAUGAUCCGAAUUUUGCAAUAAGAGGGCUUCAUUAUGAUGUGCAUCGGGCAUUAUUAAUGAAGAUUGAUGCUUUUCACUACAUUCAACUCGGAACUGUGUACAGAGGAUUGAAUGUUGUACCAGAUGAAGAAGUAAUUGCUAUGUAUGAUGGUUCCCAUGUGCCUUUGGAACAAAUGAGCGACUUCUAUGGAAAGAGUUCACAAGGUCACACUAUGAAACAGUUCAUGGAUAUCUUUUCCUUGCCUGAGAUGACUCUCCUGUCUUGUGUGAAUGAGUAUUUUCUGAAGAACAAUAUUGACUAUGAGCCGGUGCACCUCUACAAAGAUGUGAAGGAUUCAAUCAGAGAUGUACACAUCAAAGGGAUAAUGUACCGUGCAAUUGAAGCAGAUAUUGAGAAAUACAUUUGUUAUGCUGAGCAGACACGUGCUGUGUUAGCAAAGCUGGCAGCUCAUGGAAAGAAGAUGUUCCUGAUCACAAAUAGUCCUAGCAGCUUUGUGGACAGAGGCAUGAAGUUCAUAGUUGGAAAAGAUUGGAGAGAUCUCUUUGAUGUAGUCAUUGUCCAGGCAGAGAAGCCAAACUUUUUCAAUGAUAAGAGAAGACCUUUCCGCAAAGUGACUGAAAGGGGUGUUUUGCUUUGGGACAAAAUUCAUGAAUUGCAGAAAGGCCAGAUUUACAAGCAGGGUAACUUGUAUGAAUUUCUGAAACUGACUGGUUGGCGAGGUUCCAAAGUCUUAUAUUUUGGUGAUCAUAUUUACAGUGAUCUAGCUGAUUUGACCUUAAAACACGGCUGGCGAACAGGGGCAAUUAUUCCAGAAUUACGAAGAGAGAUUAAGAUCAUGAAUACUGAGCAAUAUAUUCAGACUAUGACCUGGCUGCAAACCCUCACUGGAUUACUGGAACAUAUGCAGAUUCACAAGAAUCCUGAUUGCCAAAUGAUAUUAAAUGAGUGGAAAAAGGAAAGAAAGGAAAUGCGAGAAAUGACCAGGAAUUUCUUCAACUCUCGGUUCGGAAGCUUAUUCAGGACUGAUCAAAACCCCACCUAUUUCUUGAGGCGCUUGUCUCGCUUUGCUGAUAUCUACAUGGCUUCAUUGAGUUGCCUACUGAACUAUGACCAUGAUUACACCUUCUAUCCACGAAGGACUCCUUUGCAGCAUGAACUUCCAAUGUGGUCUGACCAGUUGUGCACGGGCACAUUCAGAAUACCGUUUCUUCAGGAGAUGAUCCAGAUCAAAUAACCUCCACAC
Molecule: messenger RNA, 1461 nt
Organism: Protobothrops mucrosquamatus (brown spotted pit viper)
Lineage: Eukaryota; Metazoa; Chordata; Lepidosauria; Squamata; Viperidae
Product: 5'-nucleotidase domain-containing protein 3
Exons: 13
Coding region: 22-1452 (476 amino acids)
Molecular function (GO): 5'-nucleotidase activity
Source: RefSeq, a predicted model, not a curated record